AUGGAGCGAGCUCGGGGCUCCGGCGGCGCGAGCCGGGCGCUGGGUCGCCUGCUGGAGGCGGUGCUGGACAGCCGGGGAGAGGCCAACGCCGUGUUCGACAUCCUGGCCGCGCUGCAGUCUGAGAACCAGGAGGAGGUCCAGGAAGGGAUACGCAUAUGCAGCCGCCUCUUUGGGGCUUUGCUGGAGCGGGGAGAGCUGUUUGUGGGCCGGCUGCCCUCUGAGGAUGCGAUCAUGACAGGGUCCCAGGGAGCCACCCUCAAGUACAAGGUGUGGAUGAGGCACCGUUACCACAGCUGCUGCACUGGCCUGGCUGAGCUCCUGGCCCACCCCUCUUUCCAAGUCAAGGAGCUGGCCCUCAGCACGCUCCUCAAGUUUGUGCAGGUGGAAGGCUCUCACCCCUUGGAGAAGCCCAAGUGGGAAGGCCAUUACCUAUUCCCCCGCGAGCUCCUCAAGCUGGUGGUGGAAGGCCUGCUGUCCCCAGAAGAGGACUGCGCUCUGCUCCUGUCCCAGCUCCAGAGCUACCUAGAGUAUGAUGACAUCCGCUACCAUACCAUGCAGGUGGCCUCUGCUGCCGUGGCCAGAGUGACCGAUGGUCGGGUGGAGGUCCCUGUCACUUUCUGGAACAAUGCCUUCACCCUACUGUCGGCUGUGAGCCUGCCUCGCCAGGAAGGUGGUACCCCUAGGUUCUUCGUGAAACACAGGGAGCUGUCAGACACGUGGAAGGUGGCACAUCUGAGGGAGCACAGGAAGGUCUUCCAGCAGAUGUGGCUGAGCUUCCUCAAGCACAAGCUGCCCGUCAGCCUCUACAAGAAGGUGCUGGUGAUCAUGCACGAGGCCAUCCUGCCACACCUGGCCCAGCCCACCCUCCUGAUGGACUUCCUCACCAGUGCCUAUGACGUUGGGGGAGCCAUCAGCCUCUUGGCCUUGAAUGGACUUUUCAUCCUGAUUCAUAAGCACAACCUGGAGUAUCCUGAUUUCUACCAGAAGCUCUAUAGCCUCCUGGAGCCGUCUGUUUUCCAUGUCAAAUACCGGGCCCGCUUCUUCCACCUAGCUGACCUGUUCCUGUCCUCCUCCCACCUCCCUGCCUACCUGGUGGCCGCCUUCGCCAAGCGCCUGUCCCGCCUGGCACUGACCGCACCUCCCGAGGCCCUGCUCAUGGUCCUGCCCUUUAUCUGCAACCUGCUGCGCCGUCAUCCUGCCUGCCGUGUCCUGGUGCACCGGCCCGGGGGCCCAGAGCUAGACACAGAUCCCUACGACCCUGGAGAGCAGGACCCUGCUAAGAGCCGAGCCAUGGAGAGCUCGCUGUGGGAGCUGCAGGCUCUACAGAAGCAUUACCAUCCUGAGGUGUCCAAGGCGGCCAGUGUCAUCAACCAGGCACUGUGUCCCCCCGAGGUCAGCAUCGCACCACUGCUGGAGCUCACUCCAUAUGAGGUCUUCGAGCGGGACCUGAAGAAAAAAGUUCCGGAGCCGGUGCCCCUUGAGUUUAUCCCCCCUGUGGGUCUACUGGGCCGGCGGGAGGACCUCUGCACCCAGUACUUCUCCAUCGGCUGA
Elephantulus edwardii (Cape elephant shrew) is the source of this 1551-nucleotide messenger RNA. RefSeq names its product nucleolar complex associated 4 homolog (S. cerevisiae) (gene NOC4L). Gene Ontology annotation, cellular component: Noc4p-Nop14p complex; small-subunit processome; nucleolus. Gene Ontology annotation, biological process: ribosome biogenesis. The coding region runs from base 1 to 1551 and encodes 516 amino acids. The record is from RefSeq and is a predicted model, not a curated record. Lineage: Eukaryota; Metazoa; Chordata; Mammalia; Macroscelidea; Macroscelididae. The transcript has 15 exons.